AUGGCUUAUGCUGCUGUAACUUCGCUUAAAGGAACACUCCACCUACACUUCUUGCAAUCACAACCGCGCUUGCCUCUAAAACACAAACAACAAAUAGUUUCUCUCCAUGAAAAUCUUGGUUUCCUCCAAGAAGUUCUUGAGAAAUCUGAGAUCGCUUAUGAUAAUUCAGCGAUGAAAGAUUUAGAGGCAGAGAUGAGAGAUGUAGCACUCAAAGCUGAAGACAGGAUUGAGAAGGAGUUGAGUAACAUAUACCUUCAGUCAAGCAGUAUAAAGGCUUGCCUCCUCAGGCUUCAUGGAAUCUUCAAGCAAGCAGUAAAACAGACUAAUUACCUCAAAAAGAAGUUGAUUAAGAUUCAAAGUAAAGACCAGUUUGCAAAGGGUCCAUCAAUCACUGGUCGGAUGCGACAAAGAGGACUACUCCUUGGUUCAACAUCAUCGCAGCCUGCUGAUCCACAACGCGAGAAUACUAUUGUCAGUAAAUUUUCCAAAACCGCUUCAAAGUUUGACAGUGAAAUGGUUGGAUGCGACAAGGAAUUCAAGACGAUAUUGGAUAAGCUCACGCAACAAUCAGCUGAGCAGCUCCAAGUUAUAUCAAUUGUUGGUAUGGGAGGAAUAGGCAAGACCACUUUAGCUCGGAAAAUCUACAAGGAUCCAUCAAUUACAUCUUAUUUUUACAAGAAAGCAUGGGUUACCGUAUCUCAAGAGUAUGACGUGGAACAAAUGCUCCAAUGCUUUAUUAAUUGUGUUAAUGCAGUAUCAAAUGAUAUACCCCAUGAACAAAGAAAUGACAAUUUAGCAAAAAGUCAGCGUAAACACUUGAAGGUAUCAAAUGGUAUACUCUGUAAACUAAGAAUUGACAACUUAGUUGAAAGUCUGCGUAAACACUUGAAGGCAUCAAAUGAUAUACUCCCUAAACAAAGAAUUGACAACUUAGCAGAAAGUCUGCGUAAACACUUGAAGGAUCAGAGAUAUUUGAUAGUGAUGGAUGAUAUAUGGAGCGCUACUGCUUGGGAUAGUGUGCAAAGAUGCUUUCCAAAUGAUAAUAAUGGAAGUCGUAUACUAUUGACUUCUCGGCUCAGGGAGGUGGCUGAAUAUGCAAGUUCAGGUAACUCUACCAUUAACAUGCCUUUCUUAGAUGCCAAUGAAAGUUGGAAUCUCUACUGCAAUGUGUUUGGUCAAACAGAAUUUCUUUCAGUGUUUGAGCAAAUUGGUAGAAACAUAGUGAAGAAAUGUAAUGGAUUACCUCUAGCUAUUAUUGUAAUAGCUAGUCUUCUAUCCAAGACAGAGGAGACAGUGGAGAAGUGGAAUAAUGUUGCAGAAAAGACAGAGGAGACAGUGGAGAAGUGGAAUAAUGUUGCAGAAAAUGUGAGUAGAUAUGUAACUAGUGAUUCUAAUGAUGCAUGUUCCAGAAUACUAUAUUUGAGUUACAACCAAUUACCACACCACUUAAAAGCUUGUUUUCUAUAUUUUGGCCAAUUACCACACCACUUAAAAGCUUGUUUUCUAUAUUUUGGGGUUUUCCCAGAAGACUAUGAGAUCCAUGUGAAGAAGUUGGCUAGGUUGUGGGCAGCAGAAGGAUUUUUGAGGGCAAAGGACCAUCCAAAUAUUGAGGAAGUGGCCAUGGAAUGCUUGCAAGAUCUUGUUGGUAGAAGUCUUGUUUUUGUUAGCAAACAGAGCUACGAUGGGAAAAUGAAGACAGUAAAAAUACAUGACUUGUUGCGUGAUUUGUGUUUGAGGGAAGCUCGACAUGAAAAUCUCUUGAAUGUCAUUGGAGAUGAAAAACUUUCAUUUUACAAGAAGAAAAUCUCUCAUCGUUGGAUAAGUGCAACAUCAAGGAACUACGUGGGCUUGCAAAUCUUAUUCAUUUGA
Messenger RNA from Ipomoea triloba (trilobed morning glory), 1869 nucleotides. RefSeq names its product putative late blight resistance protein homolog R1B-17. The coding region runs from base 1 to 1869 and encodes 622 amino acids. The record is from RefSeq and is a predicted model, not a curated record. Gene Ontology annotation, biological process: defense response to other organism. Gene Ontology annotation, molecular function: ADP binding. The transcript is spliced from 2 exons. Lineage: Eukaryota; Viridiplantae; Streptophyta; Magnoliopsida; Solanales; Convolvulaceae.